AUGUCAGCUAACCAAGCCCCCUACGACGCGCAGGCCUCAACAAACUACAAGGAAGCAUUCGCGCUCUUCGACAAGCGCGGCAACCAGCGCGUGCAGGUCGAGAGCCUGGGCGAUUUACUGAGAGCCUGUGGUCAGAAUCCUACUCUGAGCGAGAUUAGGGACCUGGAGAAGAAUGUUGGUGGGGAUUUCGACUUCGAGACCUUCUCCAAGAUGCUCAACCGCCCCGGGGGCUUCCGCGACCCUGGCGAACCAGAAGAAUACUGUCGCGGCUUCCAGGUCUUCGAUAAGGAUAUGACGGGAUUCAUUGGUGUGGGACAGCUUCGCUAUAUCCUGACGAAUCUGGGGGAGAAGAUGAGUGAUGAUGAGGUGGAUGAGUUGUUGAAGGCCGUGGAUACUAGUAGUGGGGAGAUUAAUUAUACUGAUCUCGUCCGCACGAUUCUCGCAAACUGA
Molecule: messenger RNA, 450 nt
Organism: Cadophora gregata
Lineage: Eukaryota; Fungi; Ascomycota; Leotiomycetes; Helotiales; Ploettnerulaceae
Exons: 3
Coding region: 1-450 (149 amino acids)
Biological process (GO): mitotic actomyosin contractile ring assembly
Cellular component (GO): myosin II complex
Molecular function (GO): calcium ion binding
Source: RefSeq, a predicted model, not a curated record